Fonsecaea erecta is the source of this 1077-nucleotide messenger RNA. RefSeq lists its product as hypothetical. The transcript is spliced from 3 exons. Lineage: Eukaryota; Fungi; Ascomycota; Eurotiomycetes; Chaetothyriales; Herpotrichiellaceae. The coding region runs from base 1 to 1077 and encodes 358 amino acids. The record is from RefSeq and is a predicted model, not a curated record. Gene Ontology annotation, molecular function: heme binding.
AUGCCUGGCUACAUUCAUUGGGACGCUCCCGGUGUGGAGGUCGAACAGCCUGGCGAACAGGAAAGGAUCAAGCAGGUGGCAGAGCAGUUCUGCAGAUUCCAGAUGAUGAAUUUCGACGAACAUCACCACGCCCUCCGGGGUACUCACCUAAAAACUCAUGGGUGCGUUGCUGGUAAAUUCAUCGUGCACGACAACCUCCCGCCGUACCUCGCCCAGGGGAUGUUUUCAAAGCCUGGCACAUACGACGUCAUCAUGCGGUAUUCUUCCCUCACGCCCAAACUUGUCCCUGACAACGUGCCUGCACCCCGCGGGAUUGGCAUGAAGAUUUUCGGAGUCGAGGGCGAGAAGAUCUGGGGCGAAGACAAGAAAACCCAGGACUGGACCUUCAACAACUAUCCCAUCCUCGAACUUCGCGACGCGCAAACCACGUAUGAAAUCGCAGACUCGCUUGAGAGAAACUGGGACAAUAUGCCAGGGUUUGAGAAUGAGCUGAAGCAGCGCCCGGACGCCGAAGUUGCAUGUCGGCCAGCCACCAUACCCCCGCAGCACAUGGUAGCAAUGCCAGAAUAUUCGCAAUCGGCAUACCGAUUUGGUGAAUAUGUGGCUAAGUUCGGCUUGUUCCCGUCGGGCGAAGAGCAGAAGAAGCUGGAAAAUACCUACAUCAAGGACACGGAUCCCAAGAACAUUAUCUCGCAAGAGCUUCGUAAGUUUCACCUGGACAACAAGGUGACGUACUCGUUCUGCGCGCAGCUUCUUCAGAAUCUGGACGAACAACCGGUGGAGGACGUUGGCAUCGAGUGGGACGAGAAGAAGUAUCCGUUUGAGCAGAUCGCCACCGUCGAGUUCUCGCCACAAGAUAGCUGGAUCCCCAAGUUUCGGGUCUGGUGGGACGACAGGAUCACCGUCAACAGCUGGCAUGGUCUCAAAGUCCAUCGGCCGCUGGGCAGCACCAACCGUGUGAGACGGACCGUGUAUGCCGAGUCUCGCAAGUUACGGUUGAAGGUGAACGGCCACGAGGACUAUAUCGAGCCUGCGAGUUUGCAGGAAGUGCCAUGUCAGGUGACUGUGGAGACGUAG